UUUACCUCAUCUCGUAGAGAAGAAAGAACCAACCCUGGGCUUUCUAUCGACUUCAACGAGAGAAUAAACAAGAAAACGCAGGUAUUACCCAUGGAAGGGGGACCGACUGAUGCAGUGGUGGAGGAGGGGGGUGAUGCGUUCAAGGCCAAAGACUGUAAGACAUACCAGAGACGACGCGAGGACGAGGAGGUCGGGGCCAACCUGCUGCAGGCUGCAGGGUUGGAGGGAGUGGAGCAGCCUCAGCAGGGGGGUGAAGCCGUGGUGGGGUCCCAGCAGCAGUUGGUGGAAGGCGUGGUCAACAGCAGCGUUGAAAUGAUGGUGAUGGAUCCCCUGGACCCUGCACUGCUCCAGAUGAAGACUGAGGUCAUGGAGGGUGGUGUCGGUCCUCCAGUGCCAGAAGGAACCCACGAGGCUACUGUCACCACAGUGGAUGACACCCAGAUUAUUACCCUGCAAGUGGUUAAUAUGGAGGAGCAACAGCUCGGCCUGGGAGAGCUGCAGCUUGUACAGGUGCCGGUCUCAGCUGUGCCCGUCACCGCUGCCACAGUGGAGGAACUGCAGGGAACCUUAGUAGAUGCCACCGCCAUGCCUAAAGAUGGAGAGCCAGUUAUCUGCCACACUCUUCCUUUACCCGAAGGCUUCCAGGUGGUGAAAGUUGGUGCCAACGGAGAAGUGGAGACAGUGGAACAGGAUGAGCUCCAGGCCCAAGAGGAGCAAGCUCCUCAGCAGCAGGAGGAAGACGACAUGCCUGACUCUCAAACCGAUGAUCCAACCUGGACUAAGAACUCUGAAUACACACCACCUGUUAAGAAGACCAAGAAGACAAAGAAAAGCAAGCUGCGCUACAAUACAGAGGGAGAGAAGGACAUGGAUGUUUCUGUGUAUGACUUUGAGGAGGAGCAGCAGGAGGGGCUUCUCUCUGAGGUCAACGCUGAGAAGGUUGUGGGUAACAUGAAGCCCCCCAAACCGACCAAAAUUAAGAAGAAAGGUGUGAAGAAAACAUUCCAGUGUGAGCUGUGCAGCUACACAUGCCCCCGCCGUUCUAACCUGGACCGCCACAUGAAGAGUCACACAGACGAGAGACCGCACAAAUGCCACCUGUGUGGACGAGCCUUCAGGACUGUCACUCUGCUGAGGAAUCAUCUCAACACUCACACAGGCACCAGACCACACAAGUGCACUGACUGUGACAUGGCCUUUGUGACCAGUGGAGAGCUGGUCCGACACCGUCGCUACAAACACACCCAUGAAAAACCUUUCAAGUGCUCCAUGUGUGACUAUGCCAGUGUGGAGGUAAGCAAGCUGAAACGCCACAUUCGCUCCCACACUGGAGAGCGUCCGUUCCAGUGCAGCCUUUGCAGCUAUGCCAGUAGAGACACCUACAAACUGAAGAGACACAUGAGGACUCACUCAGGGGAGAAGCCCUACGAGUGCUACAUUUGCCACGCCCGUUUCACCCAGAGUGGCACGAUGAAGAUGCACAUUCUGCAGAAGCACACUGAGAAUGUGGCCAAGUUCCAUUGCCCCCACUGCGACACUGUCAUUGCCCGCAAGAGUGACCUGGGUGUCCAUCUGCGUAAGCAGCAUUCCUACAUCGAACAGGGCAAGAAGUGUCGGUAUUGUGAGGCUGUUUUCCACGAGCGGUAUGCUCUGAUCCAGCACCAGAAGUCCCACAAGAACGAAAAACGUUUCAAGUGUGACCAGUGUGAAUAUGCCUGCCGACAGGAGCGUCACAUGAUAAUGCAUAAGCGCACCCACACUGGGGAAAAACCGUAUGCUUGCAGUCACUGUGAGAAGACCUUCCGACAGAAACAACUUCUGGAUAUGCACUUUCGUCGCUAUCAUGAUCCCAACUUCGUGCCCACCUCCUUUGUGUGCACCAAGUGUGGCAAAACUUUCACUCGCAGGAACACCAUGGCCAGACAUGCUGAGAACUGCGCUGGCCUGGACUCUGCUGACGGAGAGAAUGGAACUCCGGCCAAGAAGGGCCGAGGGAGGAAGAGGAAGAUGCGCUCCAGGAAGGAUGAUGAUGAUGACAAUGAGCACGGAGAGCCUGAGCUGGAUGAUGAUGAUGAAGAGGAGGAGGAAGAAACCAUGGAGGAAGUGGAGAUGGAGGUUGAACAGGCUCCACCCAGUGUGCCAGUUCCAGCUCCUGCAGAGCCACCUGUUAAGAGGAAACGUGGCAGGCCACCCAAGAACGCUCCCAAGCCUGUCCCUGCCAAACAGGCUCCCAAAGCAGCCUCCACUGCGGCAGCUAUAAUCCAGGUGGAAGAUGAGAGCACGGGUGCCAUUGAGAACAUAAUUGUGAAGAAGGAGCCGGAGGUGGAGGCGUCAGCGGGGACGGUGGUGGCGGAAGCCGUGGAGGAAGAGGGUGGCGUGGAGACGGUGCAGCUGCCUGUGGCUGAAGCUGCAGCCAAUGGCGACCUGACCCCCGAGAUGAUCCUCAGCAUGAUGGACCGGUGAUGUGGGCGGGGCCAAGACGCCUUUGCACACACAGGCCCUACACAUACAAACACACACGCACGUCCCCAUAGAUAUACACAUACACACACUUAAUUUCCCUGCUGCACUGUGUCGCUUCCCUUUCUUGCUCAAUACCACUCCACCUUGUUUGCUCAGUGUUCUCACAUUUUGUCUUUUUGG
Chanos chanos (milkfish) is the source of this 2643-nucleotide messenger RNA. RefSeq names its product CCCTC-binding factor (zinc finger protein) (gene ctcf). Bases 91 to 2463 code for a protein of 790 amino acids. Gene Ontology annotation, molecular function: DNA-binding transcription factor activity, RNA polymerase II-specific; RNA polymerase II transcription regulatory region sequence-specific DNA binding. Gene Ontology annotation, cellular component: nucleus. The transcript is spliced from 12 exons. The record is from RefSeq and is a predicted model, not a curated record. Lineage: Eukaryota; Metazoa; Chordata; Actinopteri; Gonorynchiformes; Chanidae. Gene Ontology annotation, biological process: regulation of transcription by RNA polymerase II.